AUGGUUUUCCUUUCCUUUCCAGAGCUGUUUGAGAAGAAGAACUAUGAGCUGAGGAUAGCAGGAGGUGCUGUGAGGGAUUUACUAAGUGGAAUGACACCACAAGAUGUAGAUUUUGCCACUACAGCUACACCAGCAGAGAUGAAGGAGAUGUUCACAUCUGCUGGUGUCCGUCUGAUCAAUAACAAAGGAGAAAAGCAUGGAACCAUUACUGCCAGGCUCCACGAACAGAAUUUUGAAAUUACUACUCUUAGAAUAGAUGUCGUCACCGAUGGACGACACGCAGAAGUUGAAUUCACCACUGACUGGGAAAAGGAUGCCGAAAGGAGGGAUCUGACUGUCAAUUCCAUGUUUUUAGGUUUGGAUGGGCUGCUGUAUGAUUUUUUUAAUGGAUAUGAAGACUUGGAAAAUAAGAAAAUUAGAUUUGUGGGAAAGGCAAAUGAGAGAAUACAAGAAGACUAUUUACGAAUCCUAAGAUAUUUCAGGUUUUAUGGAAGAAUCGCAGAAAAACCUGGUGAUCAUGAACCUAGUACACUGCAAGCAAUUAAAGAAAACGCCAAAGGUUUGGCUGGAAUAUCAGGAGAAAGGAUUUGGGUGGAACUGAAAAAAAUUCUUCUUGGAAACCAUGUAAAUCAUUUGGUUCGCCUCAUGUAUGAGCUGGAUAUUGCCCAAUACAUAGGUCUACCACUUGAUGGAAGUUUAGAGGAAUUUGACAGAGUCACUAAAAAUAUUCAAAAUCUGUGUCCAAAACCGAUGACUGUUCUGACAUCGUUGUUCAAGGUGAAGGAUGAUGUCACAAACCUUGAUCUGAGGCUGAAAAUCUCAAAAGAAGAAAAAAACCUUGGCCUUUUUUUAGUGAAGCACCGGGAAGAGUUAACCAGAGCUCUGGGUCCAGAACCACUUAGACCAUAUCAGGACUUCAUAAUGGAU
Molecule: messenger RNA, 927 nt
Organism: Tauraco erythrolophus (red-crested turaco)
Lineage: Eukaryota; Metazoa; Chordata; Aves; Musophagiformes; Musophagidae
Source: RefSeq, a predicted model, not a curated record